UCUACUACACUUAAACGCUGACUAAAAUAACAUGUUCAUAAAGUACACAGCUAUAACAUCUGAUCUCCCACAGUAAAGCUCAUAAAAUGGCUCUUAUACGUCUCCCAUCAUAUCCCCUGCCUACUCUUCAUAACGCCCCACUAGCCCUUCCCAAGGGCACCCCCUACAUGAAAACAAGGUCCCAUGACAUAUCCCCAGUCCCACCCACCAAGAGACCCCAACGGAACUUAACGACCCCAAAAGCCCUAUUUGGGUGGGGCAAUCCAAAAAACGAGGAGCCCUUAUCCUACACUACAUACCAUGACACCAUAGACAUCCCAUUUCCACCAUCUCUGCUGGCAACCACCUUCUUAGCAGGAAAGGAGCUGAAGUGCUGUUACAGAGCCUCUGAAGAUGGGUUCAGUGCCAAGUCAUUCCACAAGUACUGUGACUUCAAGGGUCCCUGUGUCAUUGUGGGAUAUACCGAAGAAGGCCAGAGGUUUGGAGGCUUCAGUCCAGAGGGUUACAGGAGCACAGAUGAUUACUAUGAUAGCUUUGAUGCAUUUUUGUUCUACUGGCCCCAAGACAGUGAUGAUCCAGAGGUGCUUUUGAAAGUGGGGGGAAGUGGGGCUGCUCUUUUUGACUAUGCAAGAGGAGGGCCUCAGUUUGGGGCAGAUGGGUUACUGCUAGGACCUCCAAUGGCUCCUGUCAUGGGAGGGUUUGCAGGCCCUGACACAAAUUCUGGAGUUGGGGAUCUCAGAUUAGUGGAAACAUGCUCUACUCCAGAGGACAUCAGACCACGUUGCUUUUGUCAAUGUGUGAAUGACAUCCCUCCCAGAUUUUUGCAGCCCACCAACCCACAUCAACAUUUGCGGAUAACCUCAGCAGAAUCAGGUUUCAUUUCACAAUGCACAGCUUCAAAUAGCUACUCUCCUGCGUAUCUUCGCAUGCGUACUUGGUGUGUGUUGGCCAAAGACUUGCGAGGUAAACAGGGAAGACUUCCUCAUGUUGGAGGGGAAAAUGCUGACCUGAGAGCACAAUUAGCCUCCUUUGAAUUUCCUGUUUCACAAAGAAGUUCUCCUGCUGUGAUAGUUGGGGAGUGGUACUGUCCCUUCAUCUUCAUCAAUGAAGUGGGUACUCCAUUGAAGAGUCCCAAGAACCAGCUCAUGAAGUGUCCCUUCUACAAGAUGGAUCUAGAGAAGUUUUGGGAAGAGAUAUAUUCUACUCAAGGUAGGAUUGGAGAGAAAAAUGAUGUUGUGGUGGACAAAAUUCUCAAUGUGGAAGAAGCACUACUGUUUGGGAAGGAGGCAAUUGAGGAAAUUACAUAUGAUGAUGGGAGUGUUUUGUUUAGAGGUGUAGGGAAUCAGGAGGGGAAAACUACUGGUGUGAAACUUAGCUGGCCCAUCAUUGCUAGAAUGAGAGAGGAUCAAGGCAGACAUGGAUCAGACCAAGGAGGAAAAGAUGUAAGAGUGGAGAAGUCAUUCAGUGGCAUUGGGAAGGUAGGAAAAUUUGCAUGUUAUGUUGUAGUGGAAAGAUACGUACUGAAAAGAAUGGAUGGGAGCAUUGCUCUUACUUAUUCAUUUAGAAAUUGCAACCAAAUACAGGGUAAGUGGGAAGAAAACCCAAAUCCAGCGUAAGAUGAAACAAAAGAGUUUUUUAUAUUUUGUAGUUAUCUGUGGAGAGAGAGGAAGAGAUGUAAGAGUGGAAAAGUCAUUCAGUGGCAUUGGGAUGGCAGGGAAAUUUGCAGAGUAUUGCACUUAUUUAUUCAGAUUUGCAGGGGAAGUGAGAAGAAAAACUAAAUCUAGUUCAGGUGUGAAGCUUAAUUGUUUUUGUAUUUUCUAUUUAUUUGUGGAGAGAUACAUUUUAUUUUACUUGAAAGAUAUAAGACAUUUUAUCAAUCUUAAACCAGCUUUACAUGGGAGAUAUCUUCCUAAAAUAGGCCAACACAUUACCAUCUGACUGAGUCUUUGCCCCUACAGGUCAUCCUUGUUUCUACUCCAGCAUUUGCAUUUUAUAAGAAAUGCCCACUCUUGCCUUGAUUAUCUUUAACCCUAGACAAGGAAGUCAUUAUGAAAUGUUGCUGGCAUCUUGAUUCAUUUUGUUUGAGGUUGUAUAUAUGAACUAUUUUGAAGUACAAUAGUUUGAUUCUUUUUUAUCAGUGAAAUGCAAGGAUUCUUCACUUUCUUUCUUUAA
Cryptomeria japonica (Japanese cedar) is the source of this 2172-nucleotide messenger RNA. RefSeq lists its product as uncharacterized. The transcript has 3 exons. The coding region runs from base 87 to 1616 and encodes 509 amino acids. Lineage: Eukaryota; Viridiplantae; Streptophyta; Pinopsida; Cupressales; Cupressaceae. The record is from RefSeq and is a predicted model, not a curated record.